CCGCGGAGGGAAUGGCCACAGCCUGCUGGGAUCAAUGUGAAUUACCAGCUGCCGAUCUCGCUGUUGACAGUAAAAGCAGAUAUGUUCCUUGCUCCCUGCUAUUAGCACUGACCAUGACCCUUCACACCAAAACCUCUGGAGUUACUCUGCUGCACCAGAUUCAAGGCACUGAACUGGAGACACUGAGCAGACCUCAGCUGAAGAUUCCCCUGGAAAGAUCGCUCAGCGACAUGUACGUGGAGAGCAACAAGACAGGAGUUUUUAACUACCCAGAAGGAGCCGCUUAUGAUUUCGGUACUACAGCUCCAGUGUACAGCUCUACAACUCUCAGUUAUGCCCCUACUUCUGAAUCUUUUGGGUCCAGCAGUCUGGCAGGAUUUCACUCACUGAACAAUGUUCCACCAAGCCCAGUGGUGUUCCUGCAAACGGCGCCCCAACUCUCACCCUUCAUCCACCACCACAGCCAACAGGUACCCUAUUACCUUGAAAACGAACAGGGCAGCUUUGGGAUGAGGGAAGCUGCUCCUCCAGCCUUCUACAGGCCAAGCUCUGACAGCAGGUGCCACAAUGUCCGGGAGAGGAUGUCCAGUACAAACGAGAAAGCGAGCCUGCCCAUGGAGUCAACCAAGGAGACGCGGUACUGCGCCGUCUGCAACGACUACGCUUCGGGCUACCAUUACGGUGUCUGGUCUUGUGAGGGCUGCAAAGCUUUCUUCAAAAGGAGUAUUCAAGGGCACAAUGACUACAUGUGUCCUGCUACUAACCAGUGCACCAUUGACAAGAACAGAAGAAAGAGCUGCCAGGCUUGCCGACUAAGAAAAUGCUAUGAAGUGGGGAUGAUGAAAGGUGGGAUACGGAAGGAUCGCAGAGGUGGGCGAAUGAUGAAACAGAAACGACAAAGAGAAGAGCAGGAUUCCAGGAACGGGGAAGCUUCUUCUACAGAGCUGCGAGCUCCCACCCUUUGGACAAGUCCACUGGUGGUUAAACAUAACAAGAAGAAUAGUCCAGCCCUGUCCCUGACAGCAGAGCAGAUGGUCAGUGCCUUGCUGGAAGCUGAGCCACCCAUAGUUUACUCGGAAUACGACCCAAAUAGACCAUUCAAUGAAGCCUCUAUGAUGACCCUGUUGACCAACCUUGCAGACAGAGAAUUAGUGCACAUGAUCAACUGGGCAAAGAGAGUUCCAGGAUUUGUGGAUUUAACACUCCAUGAUCAGGUCCAUCUACUGGAAUGUGCCUGGUUAGAGAUACUGAUGAUUGGCUUAGUCUGGCGCUCCAUGGAACACCCAGGAAAGCUUUUAUUUGCACCUAACCUAUUACUGGACAGGAAUCAAGGGAAAUGUGUAGAGGGCAUGGUGGAAAUAUUUGACAUGCUACUGGCUACUGCUGCUCGGUUUCGCAUGAUGAACCUUCAAGGGGAGGAAUUUGUGUGCCUUAAGUCCAUCAUCCUGCUCAACUCUGGUGUGUACACUUUUCUGUCCAGCACUUUGAAAUCUCUGGAGGAGAGAGACUACAUUCACCGUGUUCUGGACAAAAUCACAGACACUCUGAUACACUUAAUGGCUAAGUCAGGUCUUUCUCUGCAGCAGCAACACAGACGACUGGCUCAGCUCCUUCUCAUCCUCUCUCACAUCAGACACAUGAGCAACAAAGGAAUGGAGCACCUCUACAACAUGAAGUGUAAAAAUGUGGUUCCACUUUAUGAUCUCUUGCUGGAGAUGCUGGAUGCUCACCGACUGCAUGCUCCAGCAGCCAGGAGUGCUGCACCUAUGGAAGAGGAGAACCGGAGCCAGCUGACAGCUGCAUCAGCUUCAUCUCAUUCCUUGCAGUCUUUUUACAUAAACAGCAAAGAGGAGGAGAAUAUGCAGAAUGCAAUGUAAACAAAGCCAGCAUGUGCAAUGGGAUGAGAAGCCCAGCAGCGUACUACCUAGCUCAUGCUUUGUCUGUAGUGCUACCUGUGUAAACACUCCAAUGACAACAGUCACCUGCAUUUUCCAUUUGAGUGUUUGUCAAGCACUUAACUAAGCUCGUUGCUUAUGCUAAAAGGAAGACAUUUCUUUGCUAUGGACAGCCAGCAGGCUAACCUGGUUUAAAAUCUGGAGUAUUUUUAAUUUUGCAUGUAAGUUAGGUAAAUCCUGAUCUAACCCUAACAUUAAUUUCACUAUGAAUGAAUAGGCCAUACCACCCAUGUGUAUUGGUAUCUUCAUGAGUGGUAGCUUCUGUUGAUAGUCACCUCAAAUUGUGAGCUUAUAUAAUCCUUUACUUGCUUGAAACAUUGAAGCAAUUUGGAAAAGAGUCUGGAUUACUUUCUCUGGCAGGGUAAAUGGAAAGCUGAUUGGCAUCUUAGUGUGUCAUAACGAAACUACACUUCUAGUGACUGGCUUGGUAGUUAAAGUAGAUUCCUACCUCUCUUCUUCUUGCAGCAGAAAGGAUCCCCUGCCUGAGAAUAAUUCUGAGUUAUCUUGCUGGCUUACAUCAGCAGACAACUCUCUCUCAAGAUUAUACUGGCCAGACUUUUAGGUUCCCUUACCAUACCCUUUAGCUGAAUUGCAUUGCAUGCAUACAAUCUCAUCCUAUCCUACAAAGCUAAACUGUUCUGUUGCUUGACAGUGUGUAAUUCAAGGGCAACGCAGCAAACACAGUAGUAACACAGAUGAUGACUCUACAUCACACGAUUAGAAAAAUCAUCAGGUCUUAAAAAGGUCUUCACACAUACCAUAAAAAAAACAAACAACUUCCUCCAUCCCUUGCUUUGUUAUGCUAAAACCCAAGGGGUGGGGAUGCUAGUGCAUGAGUGGCACAACAGGGCAGGAUGGUCUCACCCCCACAGCAGAGUGUGGUCCAGCCAUGUGUGGGGAGUGCUGUCAAUAUGGUAAGUGCAGAAGCCUUUGUGUUUACUUGGCUUUCUUUGGGUCCUGUUGAGGCACACCCAAAAUCACAGUUAAGAGCCAGCUCACCAGUGACACUAGAACUGGACAAUGAGCCUCAGACACGGUGGAGACUCUGCAACUGCACGUUCAGGAAAUAACUCUUUCUCUACGGAUGUGUCUAACUGUUUCCGCAUAAGGAUUAGUCAGAUUCUUCAGAUCAGAUAUUUAUAUACACAGAAGAUCUGCUAACAUCAAGAGUUUUGCCAAGACAAAGGAGAGAGACUGAAGAAGUCUAUAUUAUGUACUAUUCAGAUUAGGAGUCAGUGCUGCUGUUUGCCUCUGUGCUAGAAAACUAAACAUGUCAGGGAGCGCUGCUGGGUACUGGAGUGCAAUUAUUAUGUAUGCCAGGGAUAUUUUAUUAGUCUAAUGACAAACUUUGCCUGUGCUAUCAGCACUUCUGGUUUACAGGUGCAAUUUGGGAGUUAGCAUGGACCAGGGACUUUUCCAACAGCUGGUUGGAAGUGACCACCCCUGCAGUAAGAUUUCAUAGCAUUUGUAUAGGCUGCUCCACAGGAGCUCCUUAGGAGGUGGCCAGAGUGCUAGAAGAGGGUUUAGGGAUGCCUCUUGUACUGUGAUAGUUGAAAGCCUCAGAUUAUGUUGAUUGAAAUAUCCUGUUGCAACUACAUAUAGGAACUAGUGCAACUGAUACCACAGAAGAGUGCCUAUGUCUGCUGUGCUCCCUAUUACGGAAGCAGUCCGUGUGCAGCGAGAUCGAGUUAGCAGCUGUGAAGCCAGCAAGGCAUAGGACAAGUUUGUGCUUCAAGUCAAGGAUUUGAUGCUUGAGUAAAUGUACAUAAUGAUGUCUGUAACCAUUUCAUGUACAUAUUCAAGGACACACAGUUUAAAAGUCAAACGGUAGCUGUUACCUAUGCUUGAGGCGAUUCCUCCCGAACUGUGCAGCCUACACAUGUGAAGCAGGCACUGUAAGUGAACAGGUCUUUUAUUGUUGCCUAUUAGAUUUUUUUUUCUGAAUGUGCUACAGGACUUAAUCUUUUUGUGUGUGUUUGUGCAAAGGUGGUACGUAAGGGCUUCUGGAGGGCUCCUGAGAGUCUUGAAAGAAAAGGCAUUUUGGUGGUUUGUGUGGUUGUUUUGGUGGUUUUGUUUUAGUAGCCGUUUUACAAAUGUGUUAGAAAAUAACAUGAGUGCCCUGAAAUGGGUGCAGGCUAAGAUCUCAAUGGAGCACAGAAAUCCCUCUAGCUACACUGGUGUGCUUACACUGUCAUCAUUCACUUGCAAUCCAGUGUGAGUCAGAGCUGCUUUUUAAACUCUGUACGUGCAACUUGGUGUUCUCUGGGAUGGAACACAGAUCAAGCUCAUAAGCUGCAAGGCAAAUGGCUUUAAAUGAAUGCCUCCCUUCCUAUAUUCCAGAAUAGUUUAUUACAUUGACUCAAGUGUGAAUUUGGCAUAGAGUAAAAAAAAGUAUGUAAUGGAGAGCAAAUCACAACACGGAAGCAGAUGCUGAUGGUACUUUACACAGGGCGAGUAUCAGCACACUCUACAGGUUUUCCUGGUGAAGCUGGGUGUGAUUUGAAGUGGUGUUCAGCAGAGUGGUACCAUGUAUCUUGGAACACAUUUUAAUUAUGAUUGCUUUCCUAGGCUUAGCCCUUGGAAGGAGGUAAUUUAUAGUCAAACAGUCCUCCUGUGUUUAUGGUGACAACAGAAAACUGAUUCCCAGUAAUGCAUUCAUUUACCUUGGGGCAGUUUCAGGAUCUGUGUCAUUAACUCAUUCAUGAGACUUUAAUUGGAGCAGCCCCUUAAGGAAUGUAGUACCCUUCCCGUAGUUAUUUAUGAAGACCCCGUAUCAGACAGCUGAAUGUAGCUAUUUGAUCAAUUAGACAAUGGCCAUGAGAUGAAAACAACUCUUUUCUCCUGCGCACUGCUACAUUGUGCUCUGGUGUACGCCAGCAAUUGUGCCUGACAUUUGGUCAUUCUGAUUCACAGGAUACUGGCCUAUGUAUGUCUGUGUGUAUAUAUACAUAUAUAUACUUCAUAUUUGCAGCUGACAAACCAGUACUACCUGCAUACUUGGUGCUGGACAGUAAAUAAAAUACACAGCAUGUAAACAAACAAUAUUAAAAGAAAACUGUUCAAGGCAGCUAAUUAUGCUUUAACCAAAACAUUCAGAGUGCUGUCUCUGGACAGCUAACGCAAGAAGUGUUGUGUAAUGUUUCGAAGUGGAUAAAACCCAAACCAACCACCACACACAAACCCCCGCCCCGAAACAAAGGCGAGGUAGUAUGGGCACAGCCAGACAGGGCUGGAGCAGGUGAACUGGCUUUACUGGCGCCUAUGGCCGCUACUGACCCGCCCGGGAGGCAGGGGAAGGGAGGGGAUGCGCUGCAGCCGGAGUGGCGGCCGAGUUUCCAGCAACGUGCGACAGCUGCUCUGCUGUGCAGUGCUUUGAGCCGUGUCUCGAUGCUGCAGAUUUUGUCUCAGGUAAAAGUCCCAACUGGGGCAGGAGGGUUUGUACUGAGCUAAAACAACGCUGAUGAGUUUUUUUGGUGUGUGUUUGUGGUAAACUUACUGCUAUGUUGCAGUAAAAUCUCUUGAUAUAUUUUCUCCUUCUGUACACUGAGGGGUUUAAUAACUUAAAACUAUAAUUCAAGAGAUAAUCCAAGCUGAGAUCCCAAGUCUACUGCAAUGCCUAGCAGCAGGUCCCUGCCCUCUAAAUAAAAAAAUCAAUGCACCUUUGUCCAAAGCAGGGCCUGCACUGGAGCCUCCAGCCCUUCCAGCUGGUGCCCACUGAUUCCUCGAGAAGUGUGCCAAACGCUUAAAAAGAACCAAGCUACCAGCAAAGCAAGAAUCCUGCCUCACUGGAGCCUUAGUCUUGCCAUAAGCUUUGUGUGUAUAGAAUAUUCUGCUUUCAAAUCAGAAUGCAACCCAACCUGAAGCUAAAGGGACUUUGUACAUAGGGGUAUUCUCAGCUGAACUUGAUGUGCAUUUCUUACUUCGAAUAAAGCUGGCUGUUUCCCAUGCUAUCUGCAACUGUAAUACAGCUUUACAGACAGCAAUUCAGCAGGUGUGAAAAGAAAGGGCCAUGUUAAUGACAGGGCUGUAACACAGUCUUUGCUGUCAACUUGCAGUUGCUCUGCAACUAUAGCAUAGUUUUAAAUUGAUACAAACAUUUAAAAUUACUCUUUCUCUAGCAUGGAUGUCCUACCCUUUUUACUCAGAAUCUCCCUUUCGUCUUUCAAAUGCCUAAUAAGCUGAAACUUGUUUUCAAAGUGAUUGUUGCCCAUGAGGGUGUUCAAUUUUGCACUGUGUUAAAGAAAAAAGAAUAAAAUUUUGCAUUCAGAUGUGCCUAAAGAAACAAAGGGGGUUAAAAAUGGAACCAAAUGCCUAUGCUGCCACCUUGCAAAUUUGUGUGCUUUCUACUCCCAUGUGCCUAUAAUUAGAGGUCUGUUUCUUCAGAAAGUGCCCACUGGAAACUGAAGGCAUAGACUGCUGGUCACAAGACUCGCAUCAACAAGCCACUUUAUGGAUCACCUUACUGUAUAUACUAUGAAACUAAAGCUUUUGUGUGCACUACGUAGUCUUGCCAAUGGAAAGUCCUUUCUUUGGUAUAUGCUCAGCUGCCACAGUGUAUUUCUUGAAGUAUUCUGUACUUUCACUCGUGCAUAUACAAUUGAUGUCUUUGUUUGGGUGAGAUUUUGUUUUAUUCUGUACCUAAAAAAAAGUUUUUCAGGAAGUCUACAUGCAAAAUGUGGUAGGCUACCUGAUUGGUGCAAGAUUUUUAUCAGUGUAGUUGAUGUUGGAAAUAAAGAAUUAACCUGAA
Pogoniulus pusillus (Red-fronted tinkerbird) is the source of this 6702-nucleotide messenger RNA. It is a transcript of the gene ESR1, whose product is annotated as estrogen receptor 1. Gene Ontology annotation, biological process: regulation of transcription by RNA polymerase II; estrogen receptor signaling pathway; cellular response to estrogen stimulus. The transcript has 9 exons. The coding region runs from base 12 to 1877 and encodes 621 amino acids. The record is from RefSeq and is a predicted model, not a curated record. Gene Ontology annotation, molecular function: nuclear receptor activity; zinc ion binding; steroid binding. NCBI's taxonomy places the organism in Eukaryota, Metazoa, Chordata, Aves, Piciformes, Lybiidae. Gene Ontology annotation, cellular component: nucleus; chromatin.